Acaulospora colombiana is the source of this 129-nucleotide messenger RNA. Lineage: Eukaryota; Fungi; Glomeromycota; Glomeromycetes; Diversisporales; Acaulosporaceae. The record is from the annotation of a GenBank genome assembly.
AUGCCAAAAAUGAAUAUCCAAGAAACCAGAACACAAGCUAGCCUGCACUCUCAGGCACAGAAACCAUUAGAAAAAAGAAAAUCAAUCAAAAACAACCAACUUGGAGUGAUGAAUAGCAAGAAUAGAUAA